AUGGCUGAAGCUAGAGAUGAUUCGCUUCAAGCAGUUAGUGUUCAGUUGGAUGGUAAGAAUUAUGCAUAUUGGAGCUACGUGAUAAAAAAUUUCUUGAAAGGGAAACAAAAGUGGGGAUAUAUUUCGGGUGCUUAUAUUAAGCCUCAAGAUGAUGUGGCAUUAUUGGAUAAAUGGGAAGUUGAUAAUUCAAAAAUUAUUACUUGGAUCAAUAAUUCUGUUAAGCAUUCGAUAGGCACCCAAUUAGCAAAAUAUGAGACGGCUAAGGAGGUUUGGGAUCACCUAGCUAGACUGUAUACACAGUCUAAUUUUGUAAAGCAAUACCAGUUGGAGUCUGACAUUCGUGCUCUUCAGCAGAAAAGUAUAAGUAUUCAGGAAUUCUACGAUGCUAUGACAGAUUUGUGGGAUCAGUUGGCUCUCACAGAACCUGCUGAAUUACGAGCCUUUGGGCCCUAUAUUGUACGAAGAGAGGAGAAGAGAUUGGUACAGUUUUUAAUGGCCCUUCGUGAUGAGUUUGAGGGACUUCGUGGGUCUAUUCUGCAUCGUCAUCCACUGCCUUCUGUUGAUUCUGUUGUUAGUGAACUUUUGGCUGAAGAAAUUCGUUUGAAGUCCUCGAUUGUAAAAGAGGUUUCUCCAGCUUCUACUCCAUUUGUUUUUGCCAUGCCUCCUCGAUCAAACUCUAAAUCUCAGUUCAGGCCAUAUGGAUCUGUUGCUCGUGAUGAAUGCGGGUUUUGCAAGCAAAAAAGUCAUUGGAAAUCUCAGUGUCCGAAAUUGGGCAGAGGAAAACAACAACAGUUUCAUCAACAAUAG
Messenger RNA from Ricinus communis (castor bean), 807 nucleotides. RefSeq lists its product as uncharacterized. Lineage: Eukaryota; Viridiplantae; Streptophyta; Magnoliopsida; Malpighiales; Euphorbiaceae. The transcript has a single exon. Gene Ontology annotation, molecular function: zinc ion binding; nucleic acid binding. The coding region runs from base 1 to 807 and encodes 268 amino acids. The record is from RefSeq and is a predicted model, not a curated record.